Molecule: messenger RNA, 768 nt
Organism: Parastagonospora nodorum SN15
Lineage: Eukaryota; Fungi; Ascomycota; Dothideomycetes; Pleosporales; Phaeosphaeriaceae
Exons: 3
Coding region: 1-768 (255 amino acids)
Biological process (GO): mycotoxin biosynthetic process
Source: RefSeq, a predicted model, not a curated record
AUGAACGCCGAAAAGAUUGCGUAUCGAAACAUUCCGGCACAAGACUCCCACGUCGAUGACGAUCAAUUCGAAAAUGUCCCCCGGACCCAUGUAGGCUCCUUGAGGGCACGAAAAUACCUGUGGUACCUCAUUCAAGCUGCACUGCUCUGCACAAUUGCCGCGCAGGGUAUCGCCAUUAUGUUUCUGAGCCAAGCGGAGAAGGAUUCUUGCCGUUCUGUCCACGGUAUGCCUCUAAAGCGUACCGAGCCUAGGACUAUAUAUCAGCACUCGAAGUACAUCUCAAGUGAUGAAGAAGAAGCUUCCAAAGCCUGGGACGCAAUCCUGCCCGGCCAUGGCGUUGUUGCUAUAGAGCCAGAAUAUGCGCGGUCCAAGAAACUCCCUGAAACGGUGAUCUUACCAGACUCUGGUGGUAAAUUGACAUUUGUAAUCGAGGCAUAUCAUGCGAUACACUGUGUUACAAACCUGCGCAAGCACUAUGUCGCACUCGAGCGCAAUGAGACCAGACACUGGUCAGCUAGCCAUGACCGGCACUGCUUCGAUGCGUUGAGGCAAUACAUAAUGUGUAACAUUGACGAUACCUUGCUGAAAACUUGGGGGAAGAGAGAUGCAGGACAUGACCAAGAGAAGAAGUGCCAUGACUGGGACAGACUGAGGGCUUGGGCUGAGGAACGCUCUGCGAAUUAUUUCGAUGCAGAGCCUGGUACGGGCACACGCCAUAUUGGUAAUUAUCAUGCAGGCGACGGUCUGCCUGUUGGAAGCUUGAGAUAG